Molecule: messenger RNA, 3116 nt
Organism: Cyclopterus lumpus (lumpfish)
Lineage: Eukaryota; Metazoa; Chordata; Actinopteri; Perciformes; Cyclopteridae
Gene: mfsd1
Product: major facilitator superfamily domain containing 1
Exons: 16
Coding region: 336-1736 (466 amino acids)
Biological process (GO): transmembrane transport
Cellular component (GO): lysosome
Molecular function (GO): transmembrane transporter activity
Source: RefSeq, a predicted model, not a curated record
AGUCUGCAGAAAUGGAUUUACGGAAAGGGUUCUUAAAGGGCUCAAAGCGUCUACGAGAGAGCCGUCAAAACACUCAAUGAUUUGAUUGGAGCACAGCCCUAAACCCUCGCGCAUUGUACGGGAGCGCGCCUCAAAGCUCGUGAGUGUGGCGGUCGGGAUUGGGCCUAUGGUUUGAACGUGUCCACAGGCACGCGCUCAUAUAAACGGCAGAUGGUCAGGGCUACAAGCUAGGAGGCUAACGCCACGUGACAUUCCUGCCGGAUCAUGUGAUCGAUCAACAUCCUGCAUACUGCCGUCGACAACUUUUCCCGCAGCAAAUCCCAAAACAGACGAACAUGGCGGAUUACGAAGAGCGGCAGAGCCUGCUGGGAGAUGGCGACGAGGGUUUGUCCACCGCCGGAGGACCCGGCAGACCGAUGCCGGCCAUCUCCGACCCCAGGCACCUACUCCACCGAGUGGUGGUCCUGGUCUUCAUGUGCUUCCUGGGAUUCGGAAGCUACUUCUGUUAUGACAACCCGGCUGCUCUUCAAACGGAAGUCAUCCAGGACCUGAACCUGAAUACUUCAAAGUUCAUGCAGCUGUACGCCUGGUACUCUUGGCCCAAUGUGGUGCUCUGCUUCUUCGGGGGAUUCCUGCUUGACCGGGUUUUUGGCAUCCGGUUGGGGACCAUCAUCUUUUCACUCUUCGUCUGUGUUGGACAGGUAAUAUUUGCUGCUGGAGCUUUAGUGAAUCAUUUCUGGCUGAUGGAAGCUGGACGUUUCAUAUUUGGUAUUGGAGGAGAGUCCUUGGCCGUGGCCCAGAACACCUAUGCUGUCAACUGGUUUAAAGGAAAAGAGCUCAAUCUGGUGUUUGGCCUUCAGCUGAGCAUGGCUCGCCUGGGCAGCACAGUGAACAUGAACAUCAUGGGCUGGGUGUACAGCAAAGUCGCAGACCUCGUCGGCUCUCAUGGACACACCGCGCUGGGCGCAUCGCUCAUGAUAGCUUCUGUAACCUGCCUGUUUUCUCUCAUGUGUGCCUUGGUGCUGGGAUUCCUUGACAAAAGAGCAGAGAGGAUCCUCCACAAAGAAGGCGGCGAAGCAGGUGAGGUGAUCAAGUUGACAGACGUGAAAGACUUCCCCUUCCACCUGUGGCUCAUCUUCAUCAUUUGUGUGUGCUACUAUGUUGCCAUAUUCCCCUUUAUUGGACUAGGACAGGUGUUCUUCAUUGAAAAAUUCAACUUCUCCCCAGCUGAAGCCAGAGCUGUCAACAGUAUUGUGUACAUCAUCUCAGCCCCUGCAUCUCCCCUUCUGGGCUUCAUGGUUGAUCGGACAGGGAGGAAUGUGGUUUGGGUAAUGUUUGCCGUGGUCGCAACACUCGCUGCUCACAUGAUGCUGGCCUUCACCUUCUGGAACCCAUGGAUUGCCAUGUCCCUGCUGGGUGUCUCCUACUCCCUUCUGGCCUGUGCCCUUUGGCCAAUGGUGGCCUUUGUGGUACCCGAGCAUCAGCUGGGGACAGCCUAUGGCUUCAUGCAGUCAAUCCAGAACCUGGGACUGGCGCUCAUUGCCAUGGCAGCAGGAUCCAUCCUAGACAACAGAGGAUACCUGGUUUUGGAAGUCUUUUUCUGCGUCUGCAUCUGCUUUGCACUGAUGGCAGUGGUGAUGCUGUACUUUGUGGAUUACCUCAGAGGAGGAGAUUUGAACCGGUCAGCCGCAGCCAGGGCCAAACUCCAUAAAGAAGCCAAUUCGGACGCAGAGUGAUUGAGGGAACACACAAAGGCCACCCAAGAGCUGUCAAUCAACUGCCACUGGGCGGGACAGGAUGGCGGGAUGACUGUCAGUCAUCUCGUCAGUUACUAAAGAAAGUUGCUUCCAAAUGAAAACGCAUGAGACUCAUAUCCUGUGGAAAGGUGCCUAUUUAUAAUAAAUAGGGCUUGAUUUGAUGACAUGCUAAUUCAACUCUCUAUAUAAGAUUCAUAUAUUAAUUAAAUUGUUCUAAAUGGUAAUUUUGGUUUUUAAAAGUUUCUUUUUCCAAAUUGUCUCAAAGUGCUCUGUUUUUUGCUCUAUUGCAGACAACGCAGCAGUUAAUAUACAUAUCAGUUGUCAGCAUUCAUAAUAAUUGCCAAACAAAAUACUUCUUACUGGGCUUUCCUUAGUGAUAUCUUAUUCAAUGUAAUCAUAUGUAUCAUUGACCAUUUUUAUGGUGCAAAAUCUCAAAGAGCAUAGCUCUUUAUUUGUUAUGUCUUUAUUACUUACUUGAUAAUUGUAUUUCCUAAUUCCUUUAUCUGCUCUUCGCUGGUUUCGGGGUGCAUAAAGAUUUAUUUUCUGUUGCUUCAUCAAAUGAUAAAUUACUCUCUUUUUUUUGUCUUUUGCUUGUUUAUCAAGCUCAGUUAAUUAACUUGUUGUAAGCAUUUCCCCCAAGCUGUUGCUUGCUUCACCUGAACAGUGAGACAAAAUAUGAAUGCACUGUUUAUCUCAUCAUGCCAGUUAUGUAUAAUAAAAAAAACAUGUGUUCUAAUCAGGGGCGCAGACUGCCUGAUAAACACUCUCUACCUCAGUUGGGAAAGUAUGUCAUCAAAAUGUUAGUAACUUAACCACCCGCUGAAAAUCGAAAUCGUAAGAUUUUUAUUUUUUUAUGACCUCCCGAUGGUCAACAUCCCACUAUGUUGCGGUGAUGUAGAAGUUUACUCCGGGGGGGUCUGCACACAGUGACAUCACUUGUUUGGUGGUUUCUAGGUGCGAAAGAGCACACUAUCUGAGAACACCUAUCUGUGAUGUGGUGCAUCGGCUCAAGAGGCGAAACUAGCAACCACAGACAGCAGAAUGCUGCUCUUCAGUGUGGCGUUAAGGUACUCUUUAAAGGCCAGCAUGUGUAAGAAGACAAUUGUGUGUCUGUGUAAUUGCACAUUAAAAUGACCACACAGACAGACUCACUCGUCGCUUUAUUCGCACUAUAUGGGGAUGUGACAGCAGGGCAGUCUUUGCCUACCAAGUGUUCACUGUUAUUGAGCGGUCUGCAAGAAAUGACAUGAUUGUGAAAUUACUAUUGUACAAUAAAACGAUAAGAUUAAAAUCUUUUUUUAUCACAUUUGGUACAAGAUCAUUCAUGAAACGAUUAAAGAAACAUUUUUGAAAGCAUAC